AUGGCAUUCAACGGCACCUGGAAAAUCGAGAGGAGUGAGAACUAUGAGAAGUUCAUGGAGGCACUGGGUGUUGGCAUGAUGAAAAGAAAGCUGGGAGCCCAUGAUAAUCUGAAGCUCACCAUCCAACAAAAUGGGGACAAAUUUAGUGUCAAAGAAGCCAGCAACUUCCGAAACAUAGACAUUGAAUUCACUCUGGGAGUCAGCUUUGAUUACAGCCUGGCUGAUGGGACUGAAACUUCCGGUGUUUGGACCCUGGAAGGAAAUAAACUUGUGGGGACAUUCACCAGAAAAGACAAUGGAAAAGUACUUAAAGCAACCAGAGAAAUCGUGGGUGAUGAACUCAUUCAGACCUACGUGUAUGAAGGAGUUGAGUGCAAGAGAUUCUUCAAAAGGGCCUAAGCACUUCACACAGAACUGCACCAGAAUGAAG
Molecule: messenger RNA, 430 nt
Organism: Ficedula albicollis (Collared flycatcher)
Lineage: Eukaryota; Metazoa; Chordata; Aves; Passeriformes; Muscicapidae
Gene: FABP2
Product: fatty acid binding protein 2
Exons: 4
Coding region: 1-399 (132 amino acids)
Biological process (GO): fatty acid transport
Cellular component (GO): cytosol; nucleus
Molecular function (GO): fatty acid binding
Source: RefSeq, a predicted model, not a curated record